This is a messenger RNA of Geodia barretti, 629 nucleotides long. The record is from the annotation of a GenBank genome assembly. NCBI's taxonomy places the organism in Eukaryota, Metazoa, Porifera, Demospongiae, Tetractinellida, Geodiidae.
ACCAAACAUUGUGAGCCGGCCUCGCGCUGUUCGCAUGUAUGAAAAGUGAACGUGGCUUUUUCAGAAGACGACGAAUGUGAUGCUGAGCAAAAGAGGCAGAGAGGUAGUCAGCCUCGCGCCUGGGCUCACGGCCGCAGCUCUACAAGACCACCUCAUCCGUCAACUCUCUCUCUCCAACCCUCUCCCUCCUCACAAGACACACACUCCCAGUAGAAAAUCUGCUCAACACACGUCCAGUUGGAAGUCUGGGGGAAAGAAGAGAAACACAAAAACUGAUUCUGUCUUGCGAGAUAGAGAGGAUGAGAAUGAGCGUUUGUUAGACCCAACCCCCCAGCCCCUAUCGUUAGCAGAGAAGUUGGGUCUCGUUCCGGGACCACGCCCCCAGCUCUCCACCAGUGAGUGGGAGACUGCCAAGUGUUCCUCAAGAGAGAGACGAGACUCCUCCCAGCCCUGCCCAAUUUGCCACGAGGAGUUUGGAACAAGGCAACAGAUGACAGAGAGCUGAACUGAGGCACACAACAGACAACAUAGAGCCUGGUGCUGUAUCCUAUAGAACUAAAGAAACCCACAGAGAUCAAAAGAGGGAAGCAGAGCCAUGCUGGGCUAGUCUGAGGCCCCAUCAAAAGACC